Molecule: messenger RNA, 5799 nt
Organism: Drosophila pseudoobscura
Lineage: Eukaryota; Metazoa; Arthropoda; Insecta; Diptera; Drosophilidae
Gene: Upf1
Product: Upf1 RNA helicase
Exons: 3
Coding region: 604-4233 (1209 amino acids)
Biological process (GO): nuclear-transcribed mRNA catabolic process, nonsense-mediated decay
Cellular component (GO): cytoplasm
Molecular function (GO): ATP binding; DNA binding; RNA helicase activity
Source: RefSeq, a predicted model, not a curated record
ACCGUAUUCUUAUCCAAAAAUCCCUAGCUGGCUUCACUCAGCAUGCGGAAAUAAAUAAAUAACUGACAUAUUUAUUUUAAUUUAUAGCUGGGAACUGGGAAAUAGUUUCAUUUUAUUUUCAUUACGUACGUAACUUGUUCGCUUUCGUUUCGGAAACAAAAAAGUUCAGAAAUUGUGCAAACAAAAACGCAUUGAUUUACUUCUUUUAUAGAGGCUCUGGCGUGUUGCAUGCUGAACGCUAAACGCGCCGCGACAAUAGAGCAAGCAUUAUUUCACGCGCAAAAUCCUUUUGCUCCAUCACCUUGAAAUCUUUCCGCUCAAUUCCCUCUUUUUGUUUUUUUUUUGUUUUUUUUGUUUUUCGGUUUUCCCACAGCGCGUGGGCAGCAAAAAAAAAAACUGCCAACAAAACAAAAAACCCACACUCCACACCGAAGCAGCGCGCAAGCCCCUACCGAGUGGCCCCGUCGUCGUUGUCGUCGGUGCGUGCGAGGGUAAGAAGAACAAGAAGAAGAAGCGUAAGCAGAAGCAGAAACACGGCGAAAACACCGUGUCCGCCGCCACAAUUACAAUUUUGCAACGAACAGGAGCCACUGUGACCGCGUCAUGAGCGUGGACACGUAUGCGCCCAGCUCGGCGCUGUCGUUCCUGGACAUGGACGACAACGAGUUGCUGCCUGGUGCCGACACGCAGCCGACCCAGUACGACUACCGCGACUUCACCAUGCCCUCGAACUCACAGAGCCAGACCCAGGGCGAGCUGUUGGAGAUAACUCGCCGUCGCUCGGUUGGAGAGAUGAAUCCACGUUUGGCCAGCAUCACAAACGAUCUCGGGGACUUGCAGUUCGAGGAGGAGGACGACGAGCAUGGCGGUUCGUUUGUGAAGGAGCUGCCGCCGCAUGCCUGCAAGUACUGUGGCAUCCAUGAUCCGUCCACUGUGGUCAUGUGCAACAACUGCAAGAAGUGGUUCUGCAACGGCCGUGGCAGCACCUCCGGCUCCCACAUCAUCAAUCAUCUGGUGCGCGCCAAGCAUCGUGAGGUUACGCUCCAUGCCGACGGGCCCCUGGGCGAGACCGUGCUCGAGUGCUACUCGUGCGGCGUCCGCAAUGUCUUUGUCCUGGGCUUCAUUCCGGCCAAGGCCGACUCUGUUGUGGUUCUGCUCUGCCGCCAGCCAUGUGCGGCCCAGAACUCGCUGAAGGACAUGAACUGGGAUCAGGACCAGUGGAAGCCGCUGAUAGCUGAUCGCUGCUUUCUGCCCUGGCUGGUGAAGCAGCCCAGUGAGCAGGGCCAGUUGCGCGCACGUCAAAUUUCUGCUGCGCAGAUCAACAAGCUGGAGGAGCUCUGGAAGGACAACAUCGACGCCACGUUCCAGGAUCUGGAGAAGCCUGGCAUUGACUCGGAGCCCUCGCAGGUGCUGCUGCGCUACGAGGACGGCUACCAGUACGAGAAGACAUUCGGGCCGUUGGUGCGCCUCGAGGCCGACUACGACAAGAAGCUGAAGGAGUCGGCCACCCAGGAGAACAUCGAAGUCCGCUGGGAUGUGGGCCUCAACAAGAAGACCAUCGCCUACUUCACCCUGGCCAAAACGGACUCGGACAUGAAGCUGAUGCACGGCGACGAGCUGCGUCUCCGGUACGUGGGCGAGAUGUACAGUCCGUGGAACGAGAUCGGACAUGUGAUUAAAGUGCCUGACAAUUUUGGUGACGAUAUCGGCCUGGAGCUGAAGUCAUCCACCAAUGCCCCGGUCAAGUGUUCCAGCAACUUUUCGGUGGACUUUAUCUGGAAGUGCACCUCCUUUGACCGCAUGACGCGCGCCCUCCGCACCUUUGCAAUGGACCGCCAAUCAGUGUCGAAUUUUAUUUACUCACGCCUGCUGGGCCAUGGCCGACCCGAUGCCAACGAUGAUGUGCUCUUCCGCGGCGCCCAGCCGAAGCUGUUCAGCGCCCCCAACUUGCCGGACCUAAAUCGCAGUCAGGUGUACGCCGUGAAGCACGCCCUGCAGCGACCCUUGAGCCUUAUCCAAGGUCCUCCUGGCACUGGCAAGACCGUCACCUCUGCCACCAUUGUGUACCAGCUGGUGAAGCAGCACGGCGGCACUGUCCUCGUGUGUGCGCCCAGCAACACGGCCGUCGAUCAGCUUACAGAGAAGAUCCAUCGCACCAAUCUCAAGGUGGUACGCGUCUGUGCCAAGAGCCGCGAGGCCAUCGACAGUCCGGUCAGCUUUCUGGCGCUGCACAAUCAGAUCCGCAGCAUGGAGACCAACACGGAGCUGAAGAAACUGCAGCAGCUCAAAGACGAAACUGGAGAGCUGAGCUCCGCGGAUGAGAAGCGCUACCGUAAUUUGAAGCGCGGCACCGAAAACCAACUGCUGGAGGCCGCCGACGUCAUCUGCUGCACCUGCGUGGGCGCCGGCGAUGGCCGUUUGUCGCGCAUCAAAUUUACUUCCAUUUUGAUUGACGAAUCCAUGCAGUCCACAGAGCCCGAGUGCAUGGUGCCCGUGGUUCUGGGAGCCAAGCAACUGAUUCUAGUCGGCGAUCACUGCCAACUGGGGCCGGUGGUCAUGUGCAAGAAGGCCGCUCGCGCUGGCCUUUCGCAGAGUUUGUUCGAACGUCUGGUGGUGCUGGGCAUACGACCGUUUCGCCUCGAAGUGCAAUAUCGCAUGCACCCAGAGCUGUCACAGUUUCCCUCAAACUUCUUCUACGAGGGAUCGCUGCAGAAUGGCGUGUGCGCCGAGGAUCGACGCCUCAAGCUGGACUUUCCCUGGCCGCAGCCGGAGAGGCCAAUGUUCUUCCUCGUCACCCAGGGACAAGAGGAGAUUGCCGGCUCGGGCACAUCGUUUCUCAAUCGCACCGAGGCGGCCAAUGUGGAGAAGAUUACGACGCGCUUCCUGAAGGCGGGCGUCAAGCCCGAACAGAUCGGCAUCAUCACCCCCUACGAGGGACAGCGGGCGUAUCUGGUGCAGUACAUGCAGUAUCAGGGCAGCCUUCACUCGCGCCUCUACCAGGAGAUUGAGAUUGCCAGCGUGGAUGCGUUCCAGGGGCGCGAGAAGGACAUCAUCAUUAUGUCAUGUGUGCGAUCCAAUGAGCGUCAGGGCAUUGGAUUCCUUAACGAUCCGCGACGUCUGAAUGUGGCCCUGACCCGUGCCAAGUACGGCAUCAUCAUUGUCGGUAAUCCCAAGGUCCUGGCCAAGCAGCAGCUGUGGAAUCAUCUGCUCAACUUUUACAAGGAUCGCAAGGUGCUGGUCGAGGGCUCACUGAACAACCUCAAGGAGUCCCUCAUCCACUUCCAGAAGCCCAAGAAGCUCGUGAAUACCAUGAACAUGGGCGCCCAUUUUAUGUCCACAAUGGUGGCCGAUGCCAAGGAGGUGAUGGUCCCUGGGUCUGUCUACGAUCGCAGCGGCUCCUACAAUCAGAGCCGUCCCAUCGCCUCCGCCUCCAAUCAGGGGCAUCAGCAUCAGAACGGUGGCAAUUUCGGGAGUCCCUAUCAUAGCUCCCCCCUGGGGUAUGGGGCUCCCAGCAGCAUCGGCAAUGCUGGUUCCAUGGCGCCAGCCCUAGGCGGAGGAGGAGCCGGCGGCAAUGGCAACGGAGGAGGAGGGAAUGGCAACAACAACUAUGGAAACGCGUCAAACAGCAUCUCUGCGGGUGGCGGAGGUGCCGGCACCGGCAACAAUUGGACCACCUCCCAGCAGCCUCUGAUGCAGCACGAUUCGAUUAGCUAUAUAUCGAACGAGCAUGGAGCGGCCGCCCUCAACAACAUGCCCGUGCCAGUGGGAAUGUUCAUGAACAUGAGCAAUCUGCCGCCGCGGUUCUACAAUCAGCAUCAGCAGGCCAUAUCGGCGGCCAAGCAGAACCGUGGCCUGCCGCCUCCGCCAUCGUCGACGGGAGGUAACUUCGCCAUGACUGGGGGCCCCGGCAAUGGAUCCAAUCCUGGGCCCAACGUUGGCAACGGUUCAGCCAGCAGCAGCAACCACUUGGGUGGCGGGGGCAGCAAGAAGAAGUUCCCGAAGAACCGUGGAGCGGAUCUGGGACAGUCCGUCGGCACUGGGACACCGUUCAGCCAGCAGCCGGCAUCGUUGUCCCUGCAGAUGACCCAGCCCGGUGGCUAUACGCUGUCACAGCAGCCAGAGAUGUCACAGGAUUAUGGGCAGAUCUCCCAAAUGGAUGGAUUGCUCUCCCAAGAUGUGUCCUUCAGUGUGUCGGGCGAACGCAGUUUGAAUCAGUUCUCGCAGCCUUAUUGAGAAUCCGGCAAGAGGAGCAACAAGACCCACAGACGAAUGAAUACCAGAAAAUACCAGGGAAAAACACACACGAAACAACAAGAACAGAAAGAACAAAAACACUCAGUUUUUUGGACGACAUCAAUCAAAUGCAGGAGCAGGAGCAAAAGGCAGCAGCUGCAGGCAGCAGAAAGCGCAAAAGCAGGAGAGAAAAACAGGAGAAGAAAACGACAAACCGGAUACUUAGAACAUCUUUUGGGCACACCAUGAUUCAGAGUGGAAAAGCCAAGAGACGGACGACACCACACACACACAACACACACACAAACACCAUAGAAGUGAGACACCGAAUUUGGGGGAAAGCAGACAAACAGAGAGGAGAGCAGACACAGCGGCCGCCGCAGCGCUCCAAUAAUAUGGGGAGUAUUGCCACGGAGACGGACCGGAUCAGAGAAACUGCUGCAGCAGACACUGGCGGCGACGUUAACGACAAAACGCGCCCGAAAAGCAGAUGGGGGCAGGCCACAAACACACACAAAUGUGGGCCAUACAGAGGACCUUGCCCACCCACACGCCCGCCAACACCCCCCCGGUACACUUGCGUACACAAAAAUGGAUGAUAAUGGAUGAUGAUGUUGCCGAUGCCCUGUCGGAUGGCAGGGUUUUUCGUUUUUAUACACAAAACUACUCCACGGCGGACUCUUUGCGUGGAGCCCCCGAAAACCCGCCUUAAGGACACGAAUUGCAACACGAGUUUUUUGUUGCGGCUCACCUUCAGUACAAUUCUUCUUCAGCUCCCCUUCUAUCCCAAAAAACUCACACUCACAAAAACCAUUCAAGCCUUUCUGUUGUACACACUUUGUAGAUCUUUGAAUUCUGUAUGCAUUCGUUGCCCCAGACACACACACACACACACACUUUUUAUAGAAAAGAAACUAAAGAAAGAAAAAACUAAAAACAAUUUCAAACAAACAAACAAAAAGCAAUAACAAAUCAGGAAAUACCUAGAUAGUCGAUGGUUAAGCAAAAUUUUCAAUCACAUGGGAACGCUGGCGGCCCCAAAAACAAAAUCAUAGGCUGCCAAAAAAUAAAUAAAAACAAAAAACGAAAACACAUCCGACGUCAAACGGUACAGACGGAAAUGAUGAUGAUUAUCUAUAGGAUAAGCGUGUGUGAUCUUCCAACAACACCCCACCCCACCCGCCCCCCCUCCCCAACCAACCCCACAAAACACCCGAACCGAAUCAACCCACACAAAGCGCCGCAGGAUCAGGAACGGAACAGAGACAGGUGUGGACCGAACCGAGCGACCAAAUCGGAUCUGGAUGGAGUGGAUGACACAGAGACUACAGAGUUUUUGCACGAAACGAAAUAUGCAAAAUCCCUGUUGUGCGAUGCGAUUGUUGUUUUUAAAACGAUAUAAAUGAAUGGAUGAUGGUAUAUUUUUUCUACUACAUAAAAAAAGAGCAGGUGAAGUUGAUUCGUUCCACCCCCCAACAAAAAAAAAACAAGAAAAUGGAAAACAGAAAUACAAAUAUGUAACGGACCCAGAAGAAAGCACACAAUAAAAUGGUUGUAUUUCAAUAA